Molecule: messenger RNA, 2300 nt
Organism: Paramuricea clavata
Lineage: Eukaryota; Metazoa; Cnidaria; Anthozoa; Malacalcyonacea; Plexauridae
Source: the annotation of a GenBank genome assembly
AUCUAUUGUAACUGUAUGAUGUCGUAAAUCAGUAACUUAAUUGAACAGUAACAAAAAACCCUCGGUUAAAUUUUAAUAUAUUUUAUUCUUGUUCUUUGCUUGCAGUAUCAAUGGUGUGGAAUCAUGUGGGCACGGGAUGUUUCAAGUACGAUUUCUACUACCUAGUUGCAGCCAAGAGCAGAGAAGAUUGCUUGCAAAUAUGUCAAGAUGAUGUGCGAUGUGCGCUCGUGGCUUACCGCAAAAACAAACAUAAAUGUGCCUUAUGUACUGAAGGCUACAAACAUAAAGCAAGCUGUGGUUAUCGUGUCGAACUGAUCGCUAAAGGUAUAAAAUGAAAAAGAUUGCUAACUAAACUAAUUUAAUUUUGUAAAUAUCCUUGAUGAAUUAAACGAAAUUUGAAAAUCAUUUGAUGCUAUAAACCAACCAAGAUUGCCCUUAUUCGAUCCCUAGCAAGAACAAUUUAGAUCUAAUAGAGCUAUCCAGUGUGAACACACAGGAUCAGUUGAGCUCAUUUCAGUCAAUUUUAUCACAUAGAUUUGAAUGAAUGUGCCAUUGGAGCUCAUAAUUGUGAAGAGAAUGCGGUCUGCGUAAAUACACCUGGAAGCUUUAAAUGUCGCUGUAAGACUGGGUACUACAAAGAAUCUGGACAACAUUGUAUUAAAGGUAUACUGUCGUCUAAGUUCGUGCAGAGUUCGUGUGAACAUACACGAAACGUGAUUGGUUGAGGAAGAAGAAUACACAACAGGCAACAGCAUACUGUAUGCUGCUGAAACAAUGCACAAUACUAAUUAUGAUUGCUAUUAUCUUCAUUAUUUUCUAUUUUUUUCAUUUUUAAUUUCAGAAAGAACUUUAUAAUCUAAUGUCCUCUAUUCUAUUAUAUUCUAUUCUAUUUUAGUUCCUGUUGUGGAGUGGAUAAGUUACAAAGAUAGAUGUCUUGAAGUGACCUCAACCUUUGCCGUGAUUGAAAUUCCAAAUGUUGAGCAAUGUAAACUAAAAUGUCAGAUUACUGUCCACUGUGCAAUGGUAGAAUAUCAACCUAAUAACAACAAAUGCAAAAUGGCGAAACAUCGCAAGUUCAAGCCAGUUCCCUCCUGUAAUUCCAGGACUGAUCUGUUUGUGAAAGGUAAAUGUUCUUCUUGUUUUCGGUAAAUUUAAAGUUGUUUCUGUUGUUGUUGUUUGUUGUUUGUUGUUUGUUGUUUGUUGUUUGUUGUUUGUUGUUUGCUGUUUGUUGUUUGCUGUUUGCUGCUGCUGCUGUUGUUGUUGUUGUUGUUGUUGUUGUUGUUGUUGUUGUUGUUGUUGUUGUUGUUGUUGUUGUUGUUGUUGUUGUUGUUGUUGUUGUUGUUGUUGUUGUUGUUGUUGUUGUUGUUGUUGUUGUUGUUGUUGUUACUGUCGUUGUUGUUACUGUCGUUGUUGUUUUAUAAUUCUUGUCCCUAUAUUUCAGCCGUUAUCGAAUGUGACAACGAAGGCAAGGAAUGCCCAAAGCAUGCAUAUUGUCACGCGAAGGAAGGCAAUCGCCUUUGUCGGUGUCGAUUCGGAUACACAGGCAAUGGGAAAAUCUGCCAUGGUAUGCCACUUCUAAAAUACUUGAUAAGUUAACAAUUACAUAACCGAGACGCAUCUCAAAAUUAGGGCUUGUUUAAAUUUACUUCCACUAACUAGUAAGUAUACGAAGUAAUCUUUUAAUAUAAGCAUAGUAAGCUUAAUUAAACGUAGGACAUUUUUAUUUCUUAAGACGUGGACGAGUGCAGUAAGUACAGCAACUUAUGCGGUCAGCAUGCUAAAUGUCACAACACUAUUGGUAACUACAAGUGUGUUUGUUUACCGGGAUACCAUGGCGACGGACAGUUCUGCAGGAAAGGUACGCUGAGGUAUUAAUCCCAAGGUAAUCGUACGUCAUCAUGAUCUUCACCAUCUUCACCAUGAUCAUCAUCACAUCACUAUCACCAUCAUCAUUUUCUUGAUAUUCUCAUCAUUAUCUUCACACGGCAUCAUCAUCAUCUACAUAUCAUUGUAAUCACCAUCAUUCCCAUGGACCAAUAGUAUUGGGACACCAAGUUAUAUUUGAUAUACAGGGGUGGACAUGUGUUCUUUGUCUAAUUGUAUUAAAUAUAAUUUCUUUUCAAGACAAGCUGAAGAAAGAAGACAUUGAGUUAUUUGAGAAGAACCACAAACAAAACACUUUUCAUACGAUUAUCAAUCUUUUCAAUAAUUCAGGAUCACAUUGUUUUGCUGCCUCGAGUCAAGUGUUCACCUUAUUGGCAAUACUCAUUGCAAGCUUUAUUGUAAACCAAUUUCAAUAA